GUUGACCAUCUCGCUCACACGCCUGUUUGUGCGCUCUCGCUCUUCAGCAACGAAAACAGUGUGCAGUGCUUCUGAACGUCCCCUUGUAUCUCGGCAAACCACAGCACACUGUACGAACGGUACGGCCAGUCGCCGUCAGAACUUGGUAGCAGAAGCACCGAGCAUCAGCACUGUGGUUGGGUUGUCCGUAUCGGGGCGCGCAUCUUACCGUAACAAUUACUGUGGAAUAUAUUUUGGGACCGUUUUCCAAGUUGUAUUGCGUGUGACUACCCUUGUGUGACAAAGUUUAGGCAAUCAAUCAACAAAAACAUUAAACUGCAAAAACCAGUGAGAAACUGCAAUCAACCAUAUCAAUCGAAUAUCGGACUGCCAGUUUAAAAACCGAAAAGUAGUCGCGUGUUUCCACCUGUGUUCCAGUGUUCCAGUGUUUGUUGGAAAUAAAAAAAAGUUGUCUAAUUGUUUCCUGCUAUUCGAAGAUUAUUUUUGAUUUCCGGGAGAAAAUAGCGUCAACACUCUUACGCACAUCAACAAAGAAAAAACAAACCCCUAACGACGUCUCGCCAGCUUCAAUUGCGUACCGAAUGCUACAGUAGCGCGGGAAAAUCUAAACAAAAAUAAAGCAACUUUCCACAAAAAAAAAAAAAAUCAAAAACCCACGCUCUCGGUCGCCGAAGUGCUAGGGACGGAUUCCGUUUUGUUGCUCAUGUUCCAGUGUGUAUGUGUGUGUAUGUAACGCGUUGUGUGAGUGUGAGACGUUAGUGAUGCAAUUGCAGUGUCCUACUAGUCGGUUACCGUAGAAACGACAUCUUCGGUUUGACGAUUUAACCGAACAGAAGAACCCCCGAUUCCAGCAUCCACCCUCCUCCGCUGCAAGGAUGAGACCAGUGGCGGUGUAUUGAGACUGCAGCUGCACCUGCUGCAUUAGUCGAAUUUUGUUUGGAACAAAAACACACAAACACAGCAAGACAAAAAAGACUCGGUGACCUCCUCCCCGCCCCAAAAAAACACCCACGGCAAGACAGGGCAAAGUGUGCGCCAUUUUCCGUAUCCGGUUACACAUAAAAUGGCAUCACUGUUGCACACCGAUACCGAGUGUUGCAGCACGGAAUGAUACGCUGUCCGUACAUUCAUGAGAUGCAUGAACGUUUGUUAGGACCAACGCCGAGACGACCGCUGCCAAUAACAUUUCCACCGCUCGCCAAACCGGAAGUCAUGGAUCGCGAAAGUGACUGUCUGCUGGACAGCCGUCCCGAGAGCCGCCAGAUCGUCGGCACGGUGGUCAAGCUCAAUCCGGACGGGUUCGGAGCGCACACGACUUCGACACACCAUCACCAUCAUCAUCAUCAGCAGCAGCAGCAGCCGCACCACCGUACGCCGCUAGUGCCUUGCAAUGGGACGGACGACGAUGACGAACGUGCCGGAGGUCAUCAUGCGAUGCGGGACGGUGCCGGUACGAUAACCAGCACCAUUAGCGACUCGGAUGAUGACGGUAUUCAUCUGCGUACGCACCUGCGCAAGAUCAUCGAGGGACGCAAACCGAAAAAUGCCAAAACCUCACUCUUUAUAGUGACCAGUCUAGUCUACGCCAUGCUGCUAAUCGUCGUGUGCGUCGCGUACGUUAUCAGCGACGUCACCACGCACCGUCUGCCUGUGAUCUACUACGAGGGCUUCUUCACCUAUCUGUACGGUGCGAGCAUACUGUUCCUACUGUACGUGUUCUGCUUCCUGCUGCAAGAGAGUUCCUGCUGCAACGGCAAACCGAAACCACCGAAGGAGAAGAAACCGAAGAAGGAAAAGAAAUCGAAAAAGAAUGCCGAUGUGGAGGCGGGCAAGGAGGGCAAGGAUGGAAAGGAAACGGGUGCCGCAAAGGAUGGUGCUGGCAAGUCGGCCAAGGAGGAAGCGAAAGGCAAAGGGUCAUCCACCAAAGCUAGUUCCUAUCAGUACUCGAAAAAACAGGAAGUAUACCCGCGAAAAAAGCGUGAUCAGCUGCGCGAAUCACAGCGUCGCCGUGAAUCGGCAACAGCAGCAACCGAAGCACCAGUUUUAUCAGCAGCACCAGCACCAACGACACCAUCUGGUACACCCGGAACGCCCGCUUCACCGUGCGCGAGCAUAUCGUCUACACCGGCCAAACGGAGGGAUAUCCGGCCCGAACAGGUCCGGUUGCACGCGGAACCAUGCUGGGUGCAGGAAGCCACACCCAACCCGGAAGCAGCAAUGUCUCCACGGUUCAAGCGCAAAACUACUCAGGAUCCGGCUCACGGCAGUUUCUUCCUGCGUGUUGGAGCAAUCGCAUUCGGUCUCGGUACGAUGAUCUACACCGGGUUGGAGUUUGGAUCAUUCUUCGAGAUCCCAUUCACCUCACCCUGCCAUCAGAUACUGCGUGGCGUCAAUCCGCUCCUUCAGAUGAUUUUCACCUUUAUGCAGAUGUACUUUAUCUUUAUGAACGCAAGGCUCAAUAUUCAUCGCUUCAAGGUGCUGGCACGGUUUGGACUGAUGCAUAUAGUGGCGACGAACAUUUGUGUCUGGAUACGUACGCUGGUGCUGGAGUCGCUGAAGGAGAUCACUGCCUACCAUCAACGGCGCGGUCCGGAACCGGAAGAUUCCGUCAUACUGGAGAACAUCCGUCAGCAUACGCUGCGUAACGCUGGUAUGGUGAUGGGUACGGACCUUGGCCCUAGUGGCGAUACCGAGUGGGAACCGCUGAACGUGAACGUGAACGCACAGGAAGAUUUGCUCUCACAGGAUGCGUCCAGUGUGCUGUCGAAGAUAGUGCAGGGUACGGCGCAUACCAUUACGGAAGCGGCUACUACGCUGGUAACUGCAGCUACGUCCACCUCGACAGCGGCACCCACCACAACGACAAUGUCUUCGACGAGUACCUCCACUACGACGGCAUCCACCACUAGCACGUCCACUACGUCUACAACACCGGCCUGGAUUGAGCCGAACUCUGGUCUGGUCACUACCACCAGCACAACCGCCCGCGGACUGUUGGAACGUCUGCGUGAUGUAGUGGCGACGGAGACGACUACCACAUAUGAAACACAAUCGGACCAGUUCGGUAGCGGACAUACCCUGUCGACGGCAAACGCAGCAAAUGCCACGACCGCAACACCUUUAGCUGGGUCUUCGUUCCUGGACUCGUUCAUGGAUCAUGUGAACUAUCUCCAGCGCAACAGCAGCCUCGACCAGACGUACGAAAGCUUGGACUCACUGUUUCCAUCCGCAUUCAUCGCUACCUCGACUGCUGUGUCGACUAAUGCGACCGCUGUUAGCUGUGGGCGGGUCAACAUCAUGGGUACGAUCGUGCAGGACUCGGCCCCGUAUCUGUAUCCGUUCAUCAUCGAGUAUUCGCUGAUCGGUGCCGCCGUUAUCUACGUGAUGUGGAAGCAUAUUGGACGCUACCCGAAGUUCACUAACGAGGAAGAUUUGGAACACCGUCUGGAGGUGAUGCUGUCCCGCAGAGCGGUCGUAAUGGCACAGCAGGCCCGCACUGGUCGCGUCGAUUGUGUCGGUGCCUCGAAGGGUUUGUUCUUCGGUUUGCUACUACUCGUCGGUUCGCUCAUCUGUCUGAUCCUGUUUUUCGUGCUUGUUAGACACCCGCAGCUGUCCCUGUUAGCUAUUUAUCUAGCGGACGUCUCGCACUGUGCUCUAAUGGUACUGGCCAUCUUCGCUAUCAUCAUUGGCUUCAUUCGCGUGCAAAAUUUGAAGUUCCGCUGCGAGGAGCAGAGCAACCUGAACGAUAUACUGCUGCGCAUCUCCGCAUUCGGUCUGUUCGUGUACUCCACGUUCAGCGUUAUUGCCGGCUCGCUCAAUGCGUUCGAAAGUGAACCGAACUUGUUGGUGAUGGUGACGGGUAUUGUGGCGGUAGUACAGGUCGUCAUACAGCUGCUGUUCAUUGCGGACGUUUCGCGCCGGCGCGUCCACCUGCCGGAGCACGAUCGCAUUAAACCCGGUCGCCAGAUUGUGACGUUCCUGCUGAUCUGCAACAUCUCGAUGUUCGCUAUCUACACGUUCGAGGCACAGAAAGUGUUUGCCAACCCGGUGCAAUUGGACUUUUACGGCUUCAUUGCUUGGUCGCUGAUUCAGCGUGUCACCUUGCCGUUGUGCAUCUUCCACCGUUUCCACAGCGCCGUCACGCUAGCGGAGGUCUGGAAGACCACCUACAAGGCGCGUCUCGAGUAAACCAACCGUCAACGUACAGUCGCUGCGCAGUGCGGGUUGGGAAUUGGUUAAAGUCGUACAACAAAAUCAAGUUUCGUGUUUCGAAUGCUAACGUGGGGAGGGUAAAGCAACAAAUCCUGUAAACGCACACCUCUAUUAGGAAGAAAUAUCCCAUUAUGAAGAUAACGGGAUGGUUGGCCCCCUAAAUCGAAACAAAAGCAGAGCAGUACAGUACAGUGAACGAAAACCAAUGUCCCACGAAGCAAUGCAAUGGCGCAAGGCGAAAGGGUAUGCUCAACGAACAAAAACCACUUAUGCAUUUGGUACACAAAGCAAGUGUGAAGGAAGAGGAAAACAAAACAAAAAAAGAAGUGAUUUUGUUUGAAGAACUGUAUUUACUUCCUCCCGACAAUUUUUGGACUAGAUUCUAUUUCUCUAUUUUCCAAAAACGGAAAACAAAAAACAAUGAUAAAAGAAAAAACAAACAAAACCAAAAAACCAUUAAGCAAACGAAACAAACAGCAUGGUGGUAAAGUAACUUUUUUAAGAGAGCGAAAACGCGACAUACACAAAUUCUUAACUAUAACUUUACACAUUAAUAAUGAAUACGAAUUAUACAUUUUUACCGUUCCACCUAACUAUAUGCCCUCCCGUGUAUUUUUAAUACCGUCGCCACUGCCGCCGGUUGGACUGUUUUCUACUUCUGUUUGUAUUUUAACCUUCGUUGCUUAGGGUUGCGUUUACUACUUUCCCUACUACUUACACGAAUGAAGUACAUUAAAAUCUUCGACGCGGCGAAAAAAAACGGGGGGCAAUGUUUUUUGAGCGUAUCUCGACGCCGCUCAGAAAGGAGAGCUAAGAGCCCAAGAGGAAGAAAAAAACCUAUAUGUAUUAAAAUAAAAAAAAGAAUAAUAUAAAGAAAGAUUUGUGUAGACUAAUCUACACAGACACACAAACACACACACACUUACACAAACACAGUCGGCAAUCUGGUCGAAAAUAGUUUUACAUGAUGGCGGAAGCUACAGACGCUAGAGGCCAACUUUUCGAUUAAUUUAUUUGUUUCGCAUGUAUUGUGCGUGAAACACUCGAUACAGUUUGGAGCGCGAUUACUUAGUGGAUAAAACGUAAAUACCCAUAUAUGCAUUAGCAGUGAAGCAUGUUGUCGCGAACUCAUCCAAAAAAAAAAAGAAAAACAAAUUCAGUGAUCACGAUCUAGUGAGGAUUAUUUUAGAGAUAUUUUAUUUACGUUAAUCGUUUUUGUUUUUGCUUUAGUUUAAAAAAAGAACAUCUUUAAGCGCGAGUCAAUGAAAUACUGUUAAAAUUAUGUUUACCAAAGCUAGCUUCCUCCCAUGUGGGAGCUUUUGCGCUUUUCGGAAGGAAAAAUUGGUUGGAAGCAACACAACUAAAACCAAAACCCAUCGGGGGGACAGAAGAUUUGUUUGGAGCGUUAAAACCCAGCGUUGAGAGGCUGCCGGCAACUAAAAAAAAAAUUAUAUAAACGGAGCUCUCAAUACGACCAAAAAGCCAAUAAUAUGCUAUGCUCGUAAGGGAUGAUCCAAGGUUUCCUUCCGGUUUUUUUUUAUUUUUAAUUGUUUUCUGUUUUUAAAUUUUGUUUAAUAAAGCUAGAUUUGUUUCGAGAUAUACAGGAAUAAAGGAUGUCUUUUUUUUCGUUUUUAAUGUUCCACUUCACAUUUUCGCACGCCAAUUACAUCGAUCUGUUCGGUUACAUAACGAAGCCCAUUAUAGUAUCCGUUGAGAAGGAAUGUCCUGAAGAUGGUGGAAGUAAUGCGAUAAGCAUAUACGACCCUUUAGAAUAAAGCCAGAUUUAUGGUGUCAGUAUGUGUGCGUGUGUGGAUGUGUUUGAGUGUGUGCCGGUGAAAUAAAACAAAAAAUCUUGAUAAGAUUUUUUCCCUCAUAUACACACACAUACACAUGCACACAUGCAUACGAGACGAGCAUAUAUACACAUAAAAAAUAUAUAUAUAUAUACAUAUAUUGGUAGUUAUAAAACUUGCAAAUUUUAUUUAAAACCAACAAAAUGUUUCAACAAAUGCAACAUUACACGAGCGGUGCUGAUGAGAAGGUGCCAGAAGGUUUGGACUGCUGGUAAAGUCCGCUUGAGGGAAGAAGGAAUACAAGUGUGCGGUUUUUUUUUCGUUAGCAAAACUUUAAAAGCAUGCAAUGAACGAACGAUUUAAAUGAAACAACAAACGACGAACGCCAUAUUUCCGACACUGCAGUGCAACACGCAGUAAUGAAACCAAUUUUGAUAACGAAAAUAAUACUCGUAAUUCUUAAACCAAGAUAGAGAGAAAUAGAGCAGAGAGAGAGAGAAUAGAAGAGAGAGAGAGAGAGAGAGAGAGAAAGAGAAAAAGAGCGUAAGGGCAGUUAAUGACAGAACAAAAACAAAAAAUACCUAAAUGUGAAAAAAUAAACAGAUGCAAAGUGUACGUACGAUUUUUGUUUUCCACAGAUAAUUGUAAAAUGCUACAUAAGCAGUUUGUAAUAAUAUUCGGUUUCAUUUUUGGUCCGUUUUGAAAAUAGGUACUUGCUGCACGGUCGGCAAACAAACUCAUUGUGUGUUUGUUCGUAUAUAGCUCAGCAUAGACUACAUCAUUGGUUAGAAUAAGACGCAAAAAAAACAAAUUUAGCUUUUGCCACUCCUAAAAAAGUCGAAACAGAUUGUUGGUGAUUUUUUGUUUUGAUUUAUUUUUCAAUAAGAUUCCUCAUAAAUAAACAGCGGAAGUUAUAAAGAAAAACUUAUAUGGAAAUGUUAAAUGACUAUUGAAAAAUGUUUUUUUUGCUACCCUGAGUUUUAUAAUGCAGGAGUAUCGAAUAAUCAUCUGACAAGUUUGGCACUAUGUGUGUAAUCGUGUCUCAACACAAACAAACGUCUUAUCUGUCGAAGCGAGUGAAACGUCAAACGUUUAAGUGGCUGAGUAAUGCGUGCGUUAGUGUGCGGAAUGUAUCGAUACAAACAACAAACAAAACAGAAAACCAUUCGGUGUCCGUUUAUUCGAUGUUUUGACAUUUGCUUCCGUACGCACACUUUUAACGGGGCGUUAAACGGAAGACCAGUUUUUUUCUUGGUUUUGUAAACGGAGAGAACGCAAAUUAACCAAAUGUUUGCAAAAACAUAUAAACAAACCAAACGCCCUGCAUACUACCUUUUUUAGCGGAUACAACACACUGUUGGACUGGUUGUAACGGUCACAAACAAUACAUGAAUGCCCACCAUGUUUUUACAAACGUAUUUGAAUUUUAAGACCGAUGCAAGGUGAACCUGCUCGUAACCAGGAUCGAUUUUUCGAAAUAAAAACAACAAACAAAACACACAUCUCCACACAGCCGUAAUUGAUCGUUGAAUAGAAACGAGAACGUAAAGCUAGAUAUUGUCAAUGUAUCGAUAAUAAAACAAAGUAAAAAAAUGAUUCAAAAAAGGCAAAAAAUAAACCCCAAAAAAAGGUCACGCCCGUGUGUUUUUUUUUGUGUGAGGUGGAUUUAUACAAAAUAAUAAAACUACUAGUAAAUGCAUAUGAUAGUUUGGUGGAAGCAAGCACAUUUGCAAAUUGCAAAAAAAAACUCCGUAAAUGUUAUCUGUUUGCGGAAGAUGGAAGUAAACAAAAGCAAAACAUAAAAAUAAAGCCAGAGAACCAAAAACAUUAAAAAAAAACAAAGAAACAACAACUAAUAACAAGACAAAACGGGGUGAUGGUACAUAUUUAGCAAAACAUGGCAUACCUGGUUGAACAAACGCACAUACAGUACAGAUAAACACAAUGAAAAUGAUACCGAAACGAAUGAUGGAACAGUGAGGAGAUGAACACAAAAUGAAGAAAGAAAAAAAACAUCGAAUGUUUUAGAGAGAAACUACAACAACAAAAAAAAACAGCAACAAAAUCAGGAGAUACAAAACAAUGAGAAUAGAGGGAACAAAAGAAAGAAUGAAGAAGCAAAAAAACGCAGAAGAAACAAGCAACAAAACCAAAGGGCUGGACCAUUUAUGGGGCAUAUGCUAACGACUGUUUUGCAGAUAGUGCAACAAAUGCGUUUAACACUUUUUCAUGUUUGAUUUUUUUUUGUUCUCAAUUAAUGACAGUGUGUUGGUUAGCGAUAAUUGUUUAGUUCUUGUGUACAAUAUUUUGAGUGAAUGUGUGUUUGUGUAGAACAUGUAACUAAGAACAUGUGCCAUCAUUCAAUUACCAAGUACCAAGCUCCAUCAAAGCACUUGCCGACAUGUAUACACUAAUUUAGGUUGUGCAUAAUGAACGAUAAUGUAGUUUUUGAUAUUGAAUUUGUGUUCUUUUUUCUUUCUUCCGUUUUCUCCUACAUCGUGUGUUGUGAUGUGUCGUUUCCAGCUCGUGUUGGUUGUAUUUUUUAGGACACUUUAUCUUUUUUUUUAUAUAUAAGAAGCUAGCAGCAAAAGUCCAUACGGUACUUAGCGGGUAGGUUGAUUAGUAGUAGCAGAGGUGUGUAGUUGUGUGCGCUGGUCAGCUCAGAAUGCUCAGUGCUGGAAUAGAGAGAAAAAAAACACACACACACAAAAAGAUAGUGUGGUAAGGCGUGUUACAUAGCCAUGAUAAGAGUAUGAUGAAUAUUUGAAGGGUUCGUCGCUUACAAAAAUGAUGAGUCUUUUGAAUUAAUUCCUAAUAUGGUCCACAAGCGUCAUUCUAGCUCUUCCUGUUUUGUAUUGAAUUGAUUAGUUUUUUUUGUGAUUUUAAUUACGAAUAAGAAGCUAAAACACACAGCCAAGACAAGAAAAACCCACCCUCUGAACUGAUAAAAAAGAAGAAGAAAAAAUCGAUCGCAACUGCAGCCAAGUUGAUGUAGCAUAGUGACCUAGCGGCGAAGCUAGUGACGUUGCAUCGCACGUACUGACCACUAACGAGUAAGUGUAUCUAAACAGUCGUACAGUAAAUUCAAUUCUAGCAUAGUACAGUUCUUGAGACGAACCCCCAUACAGCGGCUCCCCACCCCCUUCCCUCCGAAUGGGUGACACAAACAUAACACUGCCGGCAAGAGCGACUGUUUUUCCCCCAUAAUCAUUGCAGUCCGUUUUUUCCCCCUCUAACGUAUAUAUUCACUAGAACCAUCAUUCGUCACACGUACAGAUACAGACGUCACAUUUUCUCUCACACACACACACGUAAAACAAAUACACAAAAUGUUAGUGAAGCCAGUUGAUUGUACUAGUAGAUGUGAGGGGAAAAUAUAGUACACAUUUUGACAACAAAGAAAAACCCAAAACCAUGCCACUUCUGAUCAAUAAACACGAAACUAACUGAAUAGCAAAACAAGUGUAAAUGCACACGUAUGCAUUCAUGUAUGGCCAUCCAAUUACAUAUCACCCUCGUAAAUCGCUCACGUGCUGUCAUGAUCAAAAGCAAGCGAUGGGUUGGACAAAGGAAAUGCAUUGCAAAAUGGUGAGUAAGAUUAGUUUGCAAGAAGUUGAAAGAAGAACGAAAAGAAAAAAAGAAAAGUUUUCCUAAUCUGUCGAAGGUAUAUAUGUAAAGCAAAAAAAAUCAAAGUCAGAAACGACGAUGAAAAAGGUAACAAACAGAAGGUAAAAGAGUGGCAAAGUGAUUGAGAUUGGUAGUGAAAUAUUUCAUGUGAAAUGUUUCACAAAUUUUAAUGUGUGCAGUGCAAACAAAAAACGGGGUGCACUAAUUGUAAUCGGAAUCGGAUAAAUGGCACAUGUCCUGUCGAGGUGAAUCGUUCGCUUUGCAACAUAACCAACCAGCCAGCAAAAGGAAGGGCAAAAAACAAAAAAACACAGACUAAACAGAGAAGCAAUUGAAUUUCCAAUCCGCCAAUCUGUCACACAAGUUAGCAUGCAAAGAACAAAAAAACGAGUAAAUUUCAAAUAAAAUAAAUACGAUAUAGCAUAGAUAAAACGUACAUUGCAAAAGAUCCAUUUCCAUUGUAAUCAUUAUUCUUACGCAAUUCAAUCUACGACAGCAGUAGCAUCCAGUUUGACGCAAAAGCCGACACGUAACGCAUUAAAAAAAAAAUACAAACAAACUUUCCAACUGUUUCCAAACGACCGAUGGAAGCGAGCGAGACCGAAUUUUAGUAUCGAUAAAGCGUAAAGUAAAGUAAAUAUAAAACAAAAGCAAAUCAAUUUUCUUAGAAAAUUGAGCCAUUAUGGCAAUAUGAACAUUAACACUGGUAUAGAAAGAAGCGAAACAAACCAAACAAAUCUACAAGAAAGUAAUCCCUCAUACGUUCACAACAUCAGCGCAAAAGAACAACAACAAAAAAACACACAAACUCACAUACCCACACUACCUACAUGUGAUUUGUUAAUGGAAAGUGUAACGAAACAUGUAUAAAGAAGUUUAUAUUUUGUAGUAGAAUAAGUUUCGCUUUGUUUUGUGUUAAGCAAAGCAUGAAAAAGCAUACAUACACACUUAUACCGCACACCAGAACAGAACGAACAAAAAUAGAAAAUACGUACCACAUUUCGCCACAUACGAAAGCGCGUGCACAGGAUAGAACAACUGAAAAAAUAACAAAAAACAACAAUCAAAGCAUUACAAAUACAUUAAACAAAAAUUCAUGCAAAACACAAACAGGAAAAUAAGAAAGUAGCGCAAAUGAAACAAAAAAAAGGGGGAAAAAACAAAAGAUAAAAAGAAAACAGCUACCGAAAAAGGCGAUUUAACAACAGAUUAUAAGAAAUGUUUGUAUAUUUUUAUAAUGAAGCAAAUCAAAUUUUGUUAAACAUGGCCCUCAAUUAUUGAUCGAAAUCCCUUUCCCUUUGCAAAAACAAGAUACGAACAAAAACAAAACUACGUACACUUAGAAAGAAAGCGAAUGAAAGAGAGAAAAGGAAAGAGAGAAAUGGUGCGCUACAUGUUAAAAUCACAAGCUUGAUAGCAGGGAAAAAAGGGUGUUAAACAUUCAAAUGAUGCGUCAGUUAAAUCUAGCGGGGAAAGGGAUCUAGAUCUAGUUGUGAUUAUGUAUACAUUGUACCUUCCUUACGAAACAAAUGAAGAAGAGAAAACAAAAGUAAUCAAAAACAAAAAAGUACAGAACCGCAUUACAAUGGUGUCGGAUGUGGCAAGGAACGCAUGUUACUGGCAGACAAAGUUUAAAGAAUCUGACAUGGGAAAUGUAUCUACAGAAAUACGACCCGUUUACGUAGUUGUAUUUUGUUUUAUUUAAAAUUUAUGUUUAAUUUCAAAAAGUAACAUAUUCUUUGAAUACCUUUGAUACAAAACAAAUAUUCUUUUACAAUUUUAAAAUAAUUGUGCUUAAAUCUCCUUCCCAAUUAACUAUUUCGUGGUUUUAGUUUAGCUAAAAAGGGAAUUUGUAUUAAAACACCAUAAUUUGUCGUGAGCACUGCAUACUUUCAGGCGCAGCGCUAAUUCGUAUUACCCGCUAUUUGUUGAUUCCCUUUAACAUUAAAAAACAAUGAUUCUGCUAAACACUUUAAGCAAGCGAAUGCAAUGAAAUGGAGAAGUUUUGAAAUGGAAGUGAACGUCUGCUAUCAUGAGGCACCUUUCUAGGGCAGAAGCAAGCUUUCGUUGACCGUUUCUCGGUAGUAAGCAGGUAGCAAGGAAGCAAACGGUGGGUUAAAUAAAACAAAAUAUAGAACCACCUGCAAACAAGUAGACAACGUAGCGACACUACGCUUCUAGACGUUAGGAAAGAUGUAGCGAAUGAGCAACUGGUAAAACGGAAAAAGGAAAAGAGCGUGCCGAACAUUGUGGGCGUUUUUCGGUUUUUCUUUUCGGUUUGAUUGUGUUCCGAUAUAGGGGCAGUGCUCACUGGAUUGCGGUUCGCAAGGUUAAAUUACAAUAACGCAAAGAUACUAGUGGCAUCAAUCUAACAAAAAAAAAAACAAACUAAAUGAUUACAAACAACCAGAAGCACACGCAAAGCGAGCUAUGUUUCGCAAUACCUAAGCAGCUAUCCAGGCGGCUUAGCGUGUGCGUGUGGGUGCGGGUGCACCCGCACCUAUGUGUGAGUGUGUGUAACGAUCGAUCUCGUAAGUGUAGGAAUCAGUUGAUGGAAUAAAAUUUGAACCUAUUUGGCUAAAGAACUGUAUCGAA
Messenger RNA from Anopheles funestus (African malaria mosquito), 12227 nucleotides. Its product is annotated as proton channel OtopLc-like. Gene Ontology annotation, biological process: proton transmembrane transport. The record is from RefSeq and is a predicted model, not a curated record. Gene Ontology annotation, molecular function: proton channel activity. NCBI's taxonomy places the organism in Eukaryota, Metazoa, Arthropoda, Insecta, Diptera, Culicidae. Gene Ontology annotation, cellular component: membrane. Bases 1108 to 4188 code for a protein of 1026 amino acids. The transcript has 11 exons.